Messenger RNA from Trichoderma atroviride IMI 206040, 576 nucleotides. The record is from RefSeq and is a predicted model, not a curated record. Lineage: Eukaryota; Fungi; Ascomycota; Sordariomycetes; Hypocreales; Hypocreaceae.
AUGGACCUUCUUGCAGCCGCACAGUCCAUGCUCAUUCUCCUCAUCAUCCUCUUUUUCGGCAUCGGACACUCGCCGGCACUGGCCCAUCCGAUUGACGCGCAACUGCUGAUAGACAUGUGGAACGUCAAACGCAGCUUGGCCAGCACGGGUUUGUUCCUAGAACAAGAAUCAAAUCAUACCCUGCCAUCCUGGAAAGAAUGGGCAGUCGUCUCCGCCAAGCGCCGCACGAUCCUCGGCCUCCAUCAUCUCGAGUGGGCGUGGUCACUUCGGUACGGAUAUCCAAUCCUCACGUGCUUUGAGCUGGGACCAUUUCCUGCUCCUGCUGCCAGACAUCUCUGGCAGAAUGGCCAUGAGAAGGAGUGGGAGUGUCUUUAUAAAGACUGGCUCAGGCAGUGGGCUGAUGGGAGUUACAAAAUGGCGGAACUGUUUCGAGUUAAUGCUAGUAAGGAAAGUGACGCUCUAGAUCCUAGAAGCGAGCUGUGGCUGGCAGAAGCAGACGAGUUCGGCAUGAUGCUGAUGGCGGAAGACAUGUUCCUCUACGCUGAAUUUAGCAGCUUAAAGCUCACGAUGAUGUAG